UGCUUGCUGUAACAUGAGAUUAACCGUGGUAACAAUAUGUGUCUAUAUCUCUCCAAUCUCCAUACGGAACAGCUAUGCCACUCAAGCUGUGCAUCCCUGUCUCUCUCCAAUUUCUUCAAUUUUUCAGAAAAGAAUCCCCGAUUUCUUCAACCCUAGGGCUGGCAGUCGAUGUUGGCCUGUUCAUGCGGCUACCCGGCCUGCCUAAACUUGUAGCCGUGGGGCCGACAAAGACAGACAGGAUCUUUUACGGUUAAUUGAUUUAAAUAUCAAAUGUCCAUACUACCCUUAGAAAUCAACGGCAGUAUAGGUACCAUAAAAAAACUCUUUAUUUUGCAAGCAGAUGAUAAACAAAGCAUCUACGGAUUGAGGAUGUUAGUAUACUACUCGAAUCAAUCGAGUGUAAAACCUCCUUGAAUCCUUGACUUCGACCUUCUUAUCGCAAGCACGUUGAUCCAAAUCUGAAAGCACUCAACACCGCUCGCAAGCCAAGCCAGCACCGUUUCACCAUGGAAUUCUCCUUGGCCUCAUCCCUUCCCCUUCUCUUCCUCCUCCUACUCCCUCUCCUCUACUUCCUCUACCUUCACCGCGACCCCAAGAAGCAGCCUCAGGCCAAUGGGCUCAAGGUGUACCCGAUCCUCGGCACGCUGCCGCACUUCGUCAAGAACCAGGACCGGUUCCUGGAGUGGUCGACGGCCGUGAUGCAGAGCAGCCCCGUGCACACCAUGUCCUUCAAGGUGCCCGGCCUUACCGGCGGCGCCAUCACCGCCGACCCGGCGUGCGUGGAGCACAUACUCAAGACCAACUUCGGGAACUACCCCAAGGGCGAGCUCACGGUGUCCAUGCUGGAGGACUUCCUGGGCCACGGCAUCUUCAACUCGGACGGCGAGCAGUGGCUGUGGCAGCGCAAGGCCGCCAGCUACGAGUUCAGCAAGCGCUCGCUGAGGAACUUCGUGGUCGACGCCGUCCGCUUCGAGGUCCUGGAGCGGCUCCUGCCGUUGCUGUCCAGGGCGGAGCUGGACGGGCAGACGCUGGACGUGCAGGACGUGCUGGAGCGGUUCGCGUUCGACAACAUCUGCCGCGUGGCAUUCGGCGAGGACCCGGCCUGCCUCGGGGAGGAGAGCAUGGCCAGCGGGGAGUUCAUGAGCGCGUUCAACGACGCGCAGAACACCAUCAUGGCACGGUUCAUGUCGCCGGCCAAGUGGCUGUGGCGCGUCAAGAGGGCGCUGAACAUGGAGCCCGAGAGGCGGAUGCGGUCGGCGCUCGCCGCGAUCCACGGCUACGCCGACAAGAUCGUCCGCGAGCGCAGGGAGAGAGGAGAGGCCGGGCUGGUGUCCAGGGACGACUUCCUGUCGCGCUUCGCCGCGGCCGGCGAGCAGUACAGCGACGAGAGCCUCCGCGACGUGGUGACUAACUUCAUCCUGGCCGGCCGAGACACAACCUCCUCCGCGCUCACCUGGUUCUUCUGGCUGCUGUCCACCCGCCCCGACGUGGAGGGCAAGCUGGUGCGCGAGAUCCGUGCCGUGCGCGCCCAGAACGCGCACGGCGUGGGCGCGACGACGUUCAGCUUCGACGAGCUGCGCGAGAUGAGCUACCUCCACGCGGCCAUCACGGAGUCCAUGCGGCUGUACCCGCCGGUGUCGGCCGACACGCACAGCUGCAAGGAGGACGACUUCCUCCCCGACGGCACGUUCGUCGGCAAAGGGUGGCUCAUGACCUACUGCGCCUACGCCAUGGCGCGGCUGGAAUCCGUGUGGGGCGAAGACUGCGAGGAGUUCAGGCCGGAGCGGUGGCUGGACGAGGAAGGCGCGUUCCGGCCGGAGAACCCGUUCAAGUACCCGGUGUUCCACGCCGGGCCCCGGAUGUGCCUCGGCAAGGAGAUGGCCUACAUACAGAUGAAAUCCAUCAUGGCGUGUGUGCUCGAGAGGUUCAGCCUCGUCUACGUCGGCGGCGAGGGCCAUCCCAAGCUCAUCAUGUCGCUGACGCUAAGGAUGGGAAGCGGGUUGCCGAUGCAGGUCAAGAGCAGGGAGAGCUAGUCCUUUCGUUCGUGGUCUUCUGUACUGCUUUUGUUGUGUUUCUCGCUUUACUACGAUCCGGGGAAUAAAUCUUCAGUUUUUGUUUUUUGUUGAUGUAACAUUGCACUUAGCUAGCACAUCGGUGUGCAUCACAUGCUGGAAAGGUAGAAGGAAUGGCACGCUUGUCUUGUCUUGUUCAGAUGGCCGACCCAGUGAUACAUUGGUUCAGAAUGGCACUUCGAUCAAUAACAGAUUAUUCGAAUCCUUUCAUUGCUA
This is a messenger RNA of Brachypodium distachyon (stiff brome), 2288 nucleotides long. Its product is annotated as cytochrome P450 94B3. The record is from RefSeq and is a predicted model, not a curated record. NCBI's taxonomy places the organism in Eukaryota, Viridiplantae, Streptophyta, Magnoliopsida, Poales, Poaceae. Gene Ontology annotation, molecular function: monooxygenase activity; heme binding; oxidoreductase activity, acting on paired donors, with incorporation or reduction of molecular oxygen. Bases 507 to 2033 code for a protein of 508 amino acids. The transcript has a single exon.